CGCCCGGAGCUCCCAAAGCUCGCCGGGGAUUGGUUCGCUGGGAAGAACCAAUCGCGACGCGACGCCGUCGGGCAUGCGUAGGACGGGCUCGGCGGCUUCGGUGACGGGCGCCGCCGCCAACUCGGGCAGGCAGCCGCAGCCGCCCAGCAGCGGCGGGGAUGGGCGCUUCAGCGUCCUCACCUGGGCGCAGGUGCAGCGCCUGGACCAUAUCCUCGAAGAAGCGGUGCCCAUCCACGGCCGCGGCAACUUCCCCACCUUGUCCGUGCGGCCGCGCAGGAUCGUGCAGGUGGUCCGUAGCCGUCUAGAAAAGCAGGGCAUCACCGUCCACAAUGUGAGGCUGAAUGGCUCGGCAGCAAGCCACGUGCUGCAUCAGGACAGCGGCCUGGGCUAUAAAGAUCUGGAUCUCAUUUUUGGUGUAGACCUGAAAAAUGAGGAUGUCUUCCAGCUGGUGAAAGAUGUAGUGAUGGAUUGUCUCCUGGACUUCCUCCCAGAAGGGGUAAACAAAGAUAAAAUCAGUCCCAUGACUCUGAAGGAGGCCUACGUGCAGAAGCUAGUGAAAGUGUGCAACGAAACGGACCGCUGGAGCCUUAUAUCGCUGUCAAACAAUAGCGGGAAGAAUGUGGAACUCAAAUUUGUAGACUCUCUCCGACGGCAGUUUGAAUUCAGCGUUGAUUCUUUCCAGAUAAUAUUGGACUCGCUGUUGCUCUUUGGGGAGUGUUCAGAAAACCCGAUGUCUGCAAACUUCCACCCGACUGUCACUGGGGAAAGUAUGUAUGGGGACUUUGAGGAGGCAAUGGAUCACCUGAGGAACCGGAUCAUUGCCACCAGGAAUCCAGAGGAAAUCAGAGGUGGUGGGCUUUUGAAGUACUGCAACCUCCUCGUCAGGGGAUUUAAGCCCCGGUCAGAAGUUGACAUGAAGGCGCUACAGAGAUACAUGUGCUCCCGGUUUUUUAUAGACUUUCCUGACAUCGGAGAGCAGCAGCGGAAGCUGGAGUCUUACCUCCAGAGCCACUUUGUCGGCAUGGAAAGUAAAAGGUACGAUUGCCUGAUGACCUUGCACCGAGUGGUGAAUGAGAGUACAGUGUGCUUGAUGGGACACGAAAGGCGGCAGACGCUGAACCUCAUUGCCAUGUUGGCUGUGAGGGUCCUGGCGGAGCAGAACAUCAUCCCGACUGUCACAAAUGUGACCUGCUACUAUCAGCCGGCACCGUACGUCAGCGAAAUCAAUGUCAACUAUUAUGUAACCCACAUGCAACCCCUGCUGUCGUGCAGUCACUCCUACCCAACUUGGCUCCCCUGCAACUGAGUGCUGAAAAGGCUCCAGUCGAUGUCCUCUGGGGAGCAGAGGUUGUGUGCUCGGAAGGAGAAGGAAAAAAGAAUGCUCUUGAGUGUCUUGCUCCUACAUUGGAACUAAGUCUGCUGUAUAUUGUGGGAAAUUGUGCAGUGUUAUGAGUAGUUACCAGAAAUGUUUACAGUAAGAAAAUGCUUGAGUUAUGUAUGGGCUGGGUGGAUAGGAUUAGGUUCAAGGUAGAGCUGCACUACCUGAGAUGCAAGCUGAUUUUUUUUCCUUUUUCCCUUUUUGUACAAGAAGCAUUAAGGGCUGUGCAGACUGUUUCUGAAGAUAUGCCAAAGUGGCCGAUUCCUUUUUAAGGGACCAAAGAAAUCCUAUUCAAGUGCCUGCAACCAAAAAAUAAUAAUUGUACUGUAACCUUUAUUAAUAUAUAUUUUUGUAGGAGCAGAACUCCCUGUUAGUACUUCAGUUUGGGUUGUCUGCAAAUAAUUUGGGGGUUGGGGGGGUCACCCAAUCAUUUCUGUCAAGGGAACUGAAGUGGGCAGGGCCUUGUGAGAGCAGUCCCUGCCCCAUGGCUUGUUCUCUGAUGGACCAGCAGUAUUGAUUAGCAGCCAGAGCAGAAUUGGCAGAAUUUGACAUGAUGGGUUGUUGUACCAAAUCAUCAUGAAGACUAGAAGAGGAAUAGGACCCUGCACCCAAAUUAUUACUCUACAAAAUGUGCAGUGCCAAAGCUAAGAGGGGACUUCAUGAAGGAAAGGAUCUAGAUGAGUCUUGGCGAUAUCAAUACACCCUUUUGAAGGGAAGGCGUGAUAAUUGGAGUGCUCUGUGAUAUUAAAAAGCAGCCUAGCUGGCUAGCAGCCAGUAUCUAUUGGUGGAAACACAAACAGUCAUGGGCAGAUGGAUCUGUUCUUGGUAGCGGUUGUGAAGCUAAGGUUAGGUCAUGGGCCGAGAGCUCAAGGAAACAGUGGCAGAUGCUCUGACGUUAUCGCCAGCCCUGAGAUCUGCUUUUCUUUUCCUUGUUGGAAGCCUGCGUCCACCUGCUCCACAUCAGAGUGAGAUAAUACUUUAGCCUAGCAAGAGGCUUCUUGUUGGCAAAACAAUCGCUAUGGGGAAAUUCCCCCCACAAGUUUGUGCUUUUUCUGCAGUGUAUGGGAGACCAGGAGAGAGGUCUUUUAAAGCCAAACUUCUGUACCCAUGAGGCGCUUGGUAUCUUGUACAAAAUACAUGAGCUUUUGAAGUAACUACUUAUACAGCACAAUAGUCCUUUUUUUCCGGAUGUUUUGGAUUGCAUAGCAAUUCCUUGUGCAAUAUGUCAGUUCAGGCUGGUUCUUCAUGCUUUUUCUUAGGAAGCUAAGGCAGUGAAUACUUUAGCUUUUUUGGCAGGCCUGCUCUGAAAGGGCUACGUGAAAAAUGCUUCAUGGUGUAUCCUUGAAGGUCGAUUUAUUUACUAACCUGUUUCUUUGCAAUAACGCUGUACCAUAUUGGGGCAGGCUGAAAAAAAAUGAAAUAAAAUAUCAUACUUGGAUUGUGUCUAGGUAAAAUUCUGCCUCUUCCUGGGGAAUGUGAGCUUGGGCUGGCAAGGCUGACCCAUUUUAAAUCUGCUGCCCUCUUGACAAAUACCUGCUCCAACUUUUCCCAUUUUGACCUUCCGCAACUCUUCCUGGCUGGGAAGGGCUGACUGCUCCCUUACGAGAGGUCCUACACUAUGUAAAUAGGGAGUUCCCCUGAAAUAUAUAAAUGAUUCUUGAAGACAUUUCCUCUACAUACCAGUGAAUUCUUCCCUGCUCCGCGAUGAAUGUGGCUUCAGUGCCAAUUGAGCUUUCCUUUUUCCACUUGAAUGCAAGGCUGCUCCUAGGCUUUCCUUUGGCAGCGUUUCAUUAGUUCACAUUUAAAAGGGGUUUGCACUAAAGUAGCACAGCUGGCUAGCUAUCAGCACUUUUUUGGCUUGUGGGAAGCUUAAGGAUUAGAAGAACUGCCUCUUUACAAAGGUAGUUUUUUUAAAAAAAAAAAACCAAAAAAAAAAACCUGCCCCUAAUAAUCAAGGGCUUGCUGGAGGAAUAUUUUUAUUUUAAAAAAGCACUUUUUGUGGCAUGGGGGAUAUAUGUUUGUGUGCGCGCGUGUGUGUGUGUGGUGAAAUUCUUACAAAUGGAGGCUGCAUCAGACAUAUGCUGUGAUCAUGCUGUUUACUUUGUAUGCGUGAGGAUAUCCUAAAGAUUUGAAGAGUUUGACACUUUGAAUGGCACUUCCAGACGUGUGUUUGAAUGUGUUCUGCAGCAAUCAAACCUGUCAUGCAGUAGGCCUGACAUAAGACUUGCUAGAUUCUUUAGAAUCUGUCACCAUAAAUAAAUACAAUGUAUUGAACUCUG
Molecule: messenger RNA, 3657 nt
Organism: Elgaria multicarinata webbii
Lineage: Eukaryota; Metazoa; Chordata; Lepidosauria; Squamata; Anguidae
Gene: TENT5B
Product: terminal nucleotidyltransferase 5B
Exons: 3
Coding region: 74-1306 (410 amino acids)
Biological process (GO): mRNA stabilization
Molecular function (GO): RNA binding; poly(A) RNA polymerase activity
Source: RefSeq, a predicted model, not a curated record